AUGAAAGCAUCUGCAUUUCUCAUUGUCCUCCUAAGCUCCUUAGCAAUGGCAAUCACACCGGCACAAUCCCUGAUGCCCUACACGAGAUCAUCACUGUGGGACAUGCUGCUCCCUCCAGAGGACCCGUUCAGGAUCCUGGAACAGAGUCCCCUGACCAUCCCCGCCAAAGGGUUGGAGACAAUGGGGACGACGGCGCUGGCUCUGGCGAGGGCGGACUGGAAGGAGACGGCGAACUCACACGUGAUCUCUCUGGACAUCCCGGGGAUGAAGAAGGAGGACGUGAAGAUCGAGGUGGAGGAGAACAGAGUGUUGCGGAUCAGCGGGGAGAGGAAAGGCGAGGAGGAAGUUGCAGGGGAGAAGUGGCACCGGGCUGAGAGGGCUGCGGGGAAGUUCUGGAGGCAGUUCAGGUUGCCUGGGAAUGCUGACUUGGAGAAGGUGAAUGCGAAGCUGGAGAAUGGGGUGCUGACGAUUACUGUGCCGAAAGUUGCCGAGGAGAAGAAGAAGCAGGCGAAGGUGAUUGAUAUUGCGGAGGAGAAGAAAGGCGGCUCUGUUCAGAACAUUGAGGCUACUAAGGCUGCCGCUUGA
Messenger RNA from Linum tenue, 585 nucleotides. The record is from the annotation of a GenBank genome assembly. NCBI's taxonomy places the organism in Eukaryota, Viridiplantae, Streptophyta, Magnoliopsida, Malpighiales, Linaceae.